Macaca mulatta (Rhesus monkey) is the source of this 1013-nucleotide messenger RNA. Its product is annotated as spindlin-2. The record is from RefSeq and is a predicted model, not a curated record. Lineage: Eukaryota; Metazoa; Chordata; Mammalia; Primates; Cercopithecidae. Gene Ontology annotation, biological process: gamete generation.
AGCGCAGAGUAUAUCCAGACAUGGCUAUAGGGAAAAGUUUGCCUCGUGGCACACUGGAUAUGUCUCUCUAUCCUCUCUCCUCCCCCAGCAGGCAUGAAGACCCCCAACAAACCAGGGCAGCUGCAGGACGGGCCACUGGGUCUGCAAACAUGACAAAGAAAAAAGUCUCCCAAAAGAAGCAGAGAGGCAGACCUUCAUCCCAGCCCCGCAGGAACAUCGUGGGAUGCAGAAUUUCUCAUGGAUGGAAAGAAGGAGAUGAGCCCAUCACCCAGUGGAAAAGAACCGUUCUGGAUCAGGUGCCUAUAAAUCCCUCUCUUUAUCUGGUGAAAUAUGAUGGAAUUGACUGUGUUUAUGGACUGGAACUUCACAGAGAUGAAAGAGUUUUGUCUCUUAAAAUUCUUUCUGACAGGGUGGCAUCAUCUCACGUUAGUGAUGCCAACCUUGCAAAUACCAUAAUUGGCAAAGCAGUGGAACACAUGUUUGAGGGAGAGCAUGGUUCUAAGGAUGAAUGGAGGGGUAUGGUCUUAGCUCAAGCACCUAUCAUGAAAGCCUGGUUUUAUAUUACCUAUGAGAAAGAUCCUGUCUUGUACAUGUACCAGCUUCUAGAUGAUUAUAAGGAAGGUGACCUCCGCAUCAUGCCAGAAUCCAAUGAGUCUCCUCCAACAGAGAGGGAGCCAGGAGGAGUUGUAGAUGGCCUGAUAGGUAAGCAUGUGGAAUAUACCAAAGAAGAUGGCUCCAAAAGGAUCGGCAUGGUCAUUCACCAAGUGGAAGCCAAACCCUCUGUGUAUUUCAUCAAGUUUGAUGAUGAUUUCCAUAUCUAUGUCUAUGAUUUGGUGAAAAAGUCCUAACUGUUAGGGUAAAAUUUGGCACAUGUGUGGAAACAAAUGUAUAAUUUGUAGACAUGAAAAAAAAGUUACCUUACAGUGUACUGAAAGCCUAUGGAAUCCCUGAUAACCCAACAUCUUUGCCAGCAUUAACUGUUGUUUUGUUCUAAAAAAUACAAAUUUGUGUGU